AAUAUUGCUACUUUUGCUAUAAGUUAUAAUUUCGAAAAAAGUGUUGCUAGUUUAUGUAAUUUUUCUUAUAUUAACGGUUGAAUCUUCUUGAUAUAGGUUCAUAAGUUUGACAUUUUCAUAUCCUUUCUUAUAUUUCCUUAGUCAAAUUUCUGACUCCGUCACUAACAUGCUAACAGGUGAAAAUCUCAACAUGAAUUAUUUGACUCCAUAUCUGGAAUCUAUACGACCUAAUUUUAAGAACGGGGCAAAUUUUGCAAUAGGAGGUGCAAGUACACUCCCCAAAAAUGUUUUAUUUAGUCUCAGCACUCAAGUUCUUCAAUUUGUAAGGUUUCUUCAGUUACAAUCCACAGGUUUGGAAGACUUGGUUGAGAAAGACGAUUUGAAGAAUGCACUAUACAUGAUAGACAUAGGACAGAAUGAUCUUGCUGGUGCAUUCACUUACCUUUCUCAAGCUCAAGUUAUUGAAAAGAUCCCUUCUUUCAUAUCUGAAAUCCAAGAUGCAAUCCUGGUGAGCUUUUAAAUUUUUCUUUUGGACAAAGGUCCAGCAAUUGUCCGGGUAGCAUCGGAAAUUGCUCAAUUUCUCU
Messenger RNA from Capsicum annuum, 584 nucleotides. Its product is annotated as GDSL esterase/lipase At3g62280-like. Gene Ontology annotation, molecular function: hydrolase activity, acting on ester bonds. The record is from RefSeq and is a predicted model, not a curated record. Bases 167 to 520 code for a protein of 117 amino acids. Lineage: Eukaryota; Viridiplantae; Streptophyta; Magnoliopsida; Solanales; Solanaceae. The transcript has 2 exons.